Thyridium curvatum is the source of this 1272-nucleotide messenger RNA. RefSeq lists its product as uncharacterized. NCBI's taxonomy places the organism in Eukaryota, Fungi, Ascomycota, Sordariomycetes, Thyridiales, Thyridiaceae. The record is from RefSeq and is a predicted model, not a curated record. The transcript has a single exon. Bases 1 to 1272 code for a protein of 423 amino acids.
AUGAAUGCGUUCAAGCUCCUCCUUGUGCUGGGUGCCGCAUUGGCCACGGCCAGCCCAACUGGCAACAUCCGCCUUCGUCAAGAGGACCCGCCGAAGCCGAGCACUACCACCUCGAUCAACUCGGCAGACCCAACUGUGACCUCGACUAUCACCUACUCGGCCUACACCUCGACGGCCAUUGCCGUGGUCGAGCUAAACUGCACUCGGUCUAUCUUUGCUCAGCCGUCGCCGACAAGCCGAGCUACCGUCGCACCUCCAGCCCUACCUACCACGCCUUCUGAGCCUGCCAUGCCCACAAUGACCAUGCCCGGCCCGGACUCUCCCGAGUUCAUCAAGCGACAAGGCACCGGGUCUUCAAAGCCGGCGCCAACUACGACCUCUGCUCCGGCCGCCACCACCCCGCCGCCGGUCGUGGUCACCCACACAGUCUGGGUCCAGACGACAAUCACCCAGACCCAGCCUCUCACGCGUACUACCUACGCCUGCGAGUCGACUAUCGCGUGGCUCUACACCGUAGACAAAACCACUACCAUGACAAUCACCCGCACGCGGUACUCGACCACAGCGACAGCCACCUCGUCACUAAGCUGCGGCUUCGGCUUCGGCUUCGGCGGCGGCAUGGCGGCUCUCCCGCCGGCCCCGGCCCCGGUCCCGGCUCCAGCCGAAGCAACCGCAUCCCCGCCCAUCGUGCCCGUGAGGCAGCGGCGCCAGGAAGACUCCGCCAGCGCCGCAGCCCCGGCGACCGUCACCUCGACGGUGCACCUCACCCGCACGGCCUACAGCCUCGAGACGGUCAGCGCCACGGCGACGACCCGCACGCGCUACGUGUGCAGCACGACCAGCUACGACGCCACCGUCACGCGCACCGUUGGCACGCGCACCGUCUACACGGCCACCACGACCGUCGUCAGCCUGCGGAACUGCGGCGCCCCGGCCCGCCCGCCGAGGCCGACCAUGACCCGCCCGGCGCCGAGGCCGAGCACCCCCGUGCCGACGCUGGAUGACGGCGCGGCGGAAGGGUCCAUGACCAUGAUGCGCAGGCAGGGUUCGUCUGAGCCUACGACUAGCGCGCCCGCUCCGUCGACCACGACCACGGCGACGGCGGCGCCGCCUGAGGAGCCGACGACGACGAGGCACUACACCCGGACUGUCCGAGCGACGGCUACUGUGACGGCUAGUGAGCCCGCGACCCGGAGGCUUGUGAGCUGUUCGCCAGUGCAGACGCCUGCUCCUGAGCCCUCGGAGCCUCCGGCAGAGGAGGAAGACUUCUAA